AUGUCCCAACAAUUGCAGUCGAUACGCAGCAACAAGCUCGCCCUCCAGCGACAAUGGGCCGUCAUCAGCGCGCAGCCGGAUGGGCCUACCAAGGCAGCGGCACAGCAGCACCUGGCCACGCAGAUGAAGCGUCUGCAGCACAUGGAGCAGCAGGCCAUGGCGAACAUGGGCGCUGCGGUCGCGCAAGGGCAGCAGCCUGGCCAGACUCCACCUGCUGGCGGCGCCAUCAACCCCUUUGCGAUCCAGCAGCAGCAGCAGCAGCAGCAGCAACAGCAGCAGCAAGGCCAACUCAACGGAGCCGUGGCUCAGCAGCAGCAGCAGCAGCAUCAACCACAGCAGCCACCACAGCAACCGCCGUCACAGCAACAACCGCAGGGCUUCCCGAUGCCCGACGGGUCCAUGCAGCAUCAGCCACAGCAGCAGUCGUUUCCUUUCCAACAGCAGCCUGCCCAGGCGGGCGUCCAGAGCGGCGCCGGUCAGCCCGACGCGGACCCGCAGGCCUCCGGUGCCUCGAUGGCCAAGCGCGACUUCAUCGGGACUGUCCGCAACUUCAUGCAACAGCGAGGCACGCCCUGGGCCCCCAAUCUCUCUCUCACCUUUGUCGGGCCAGCGUCGUCCAACGUGCCCGGCGACACCCGGACCGUCGAGAUGCAGGCGCUCUUUGCGGCCGUGGUUCAGGCGGGCGGAUCGCAGCGUGCAAGCCAGAUGCCCGGCUUCUGGGCCGUCAUCGCCAGUCGAAUGGGCCUGAGGGUGGCGCCGCCCGAUGGUUCCCAGUCGGGUCCAGACGCGAUUCCAACACCAUCGGAGGUCCCGGAUCGCUUAGCCGCCUUCUACCGAGAUCGCCUCAGUCCGUUCGAGCAGUUCUGGCUCUCACGCAUGCCUCAAAGGCAGCCAAGCGGGCAGGCUGCCGGAAACAACGCUGUCACGGCAGGAUCUCCCGCGCCCGGGAACGACGGCGCCGUCGAUCCUCAGCUCCAGCAGCAAGCACCACACUCUCACCAACAGCAACAGCAGCAGCAUGCGAUGCCCUCGCAGUCCCAACAGUCACAAGGACCGCAAAGUGCGGAACCUGGCUUCAAUCCUGGCGGCAAUAACGCCAACGCGUCAGCGCCUUCGCCAUCGCAGCUUCAGGGCAACACAGCACCAUCGCCUGCCGCUCAGCAGACUCCCGGCAGGGCCCCUCCGCCCAAUGCGGCGGCGAUGCAGGCCGGCCUGCAACAGCAAAUGGCCCAGCUGCAGCAGCUUGUCGCCAGCGGCCGGAUCACGCCGCAGCAGGCGAGGGAGCGGUUCCUUGCCAUGCAGCAGGCGAUGCGUGCUGCCAUGAUGAAGCAACAGCAGCAUCAGCAGCAGCAGCAGCAGCAGCAGCAGCAGCAGCAGCAGCAGCAGGCGCAGCCACAACAACAGUCGCAGCUCUCGCAGCAGCCUCAACAGAUGGCACAGCAGCAGCAGCAGCCCCAGCCGCCGCAGCCCUCUCAGUCCUUGCCUCAAGGCUUGGGCGGCCCAACGAUGCCGCCGCAAUCGCAGCAACCGCAGGGCGUUGCACAGACGGGCAUGCCUGGGCCCUACGGCAUGACGAUGCCCGGCCAGAGCGCCGGGAUGCCGGGCUUCCCGGGGCAACCUGGGCCGCCGAUGCCACCACAAGGGAUGCCCGGCGCGGUACAGUUGCCGGCAAUGUUUCCAGGUCAGCAGGGGUCCACCGGCCCGAUGGCGCCGCCGCCAGCACCCAUGGCACCGGGCGUUGGCGCGCCGGGCUCGAUAGACAUGACUACGGCCAUGCCAAAGGUCAAUGGAGCCGAUCCGAAUGCGCCGCCGCAGUGGCCUGCCCAACCUACCCCGACCAAGGCCAACGGCGUCACGCCGGCGCCACCGCAAGCCGCACAGACGCCCGCACCAAAGGAACCGAAGCGGGAAAAGAAGAAGCGGAAGAAAAACGAGCCUGAGACGCCGACGGCCGGUCCAAGCACACCAAAGCCUAUGUCGCGAUCCGAGUCGCAGGGCCAGGUGCCCAUGGACGGGACCGCCGAGAUGCAGGCCCAGCAGCAGGCUGCCAUGCAGCAGAGGCAACAGAUGCAAGGCCACCACCCGUCGCCGGGCAAGCAGCUAUCCGAAGGCGUGACACCAGCCCCCGCCGUGCCAGCACCCUCGCCGGGCAAGUUCAAGAUCGAAUACCUGCCGCUCCGGAGAGAGGUGCACACCUACGGCGGAUGGGACCUGAACCUCGUCGAGAGCCAACUCGCGCCUGCGGCAGUCACGCGUGGGCGGCCACGUAGCAUCCGGGAGCUGGGCACCGUCGACGUUCACGCCAUGACCAUGUCGCUGCGGUCCCGCAUCGAGAUCGAGGUGGCAUACGCGCUCAACGCCCUGCUGAUUCUCUCGACCGGGCUAGGGGCGCCACCGUCAUUUGUCUUUCCACUGGAGCCAUGCGAGGAUCUCUUGGACGAGCUGCUGGACCUCCUCGAGGACUGUACAUUCGGCAAGAACAAGGGCGGCACGGCAAGACCUACCGCGUCGCAAGGGUCUGCCAUGGAGCCGUCCUCUGUGCAGAAGGGCGCGCAGAGGAGGUCGCUGCCCACCUAUCGGGACUGGCUUCGAGCUGCGACCGAGGAAGAGGCGGAGCUUAAAGUCUGGGCCCGACGCAAAGGCGGGCGCUCUCGAUCGACGGCCGGCAGCGUCAGCGAGAUCGACUCGAGCGACGCACGAUCGACCAUCACGGAUCUGUCCAUCGACUCGGCCACCACGACGAUCCAGACCUCGGGGGUCGAGGCCGAGCACGAGCGGCACGCCGAACAGAGCGCCGCCCGCGCCCUCACCAUCCUGACAAUCUUCAAGAACUUCUCGAGCAUGCCGCCCAACAUUGCCUACUUCAACGCUAGCCCGGGCUUCCUCGAUCUGCUCGCCAGGAUCUGUCAAAGCGACGUCCACCGAGCGCUGCCGGUCUCUGCCACGCGGAGCAAGGACAACGCCAGGCCUGCCAAGCGGAAGAGCGACGCGCUCGACGGGGAUCACGCAGAGAGCGAAGGCGAAGGCGAUGUCGGCGCAACGGGGACCGUCUUCACCACUGCCGAGGCCUUCCGCGUGCGCAAGGAGGUGCUCGCGAUCGUCUCGAACCUCGCCGGCGAUUCGCUCUCGCUGCGCAACCGCUCGAGGCAGACGAUCCGGUCCCUCUUCGACCUCAUGACGUCGUUCAUCUCCGAGGCCGCGGUGGUCGAGGAUCUCGACCACGACGGCGACCUGGCGGACCUCCGAGCAGUCUACCCGCCCGGGACGCCGCUGCAGAACCUGCCGCCCGUGAUUGGCGAGUCGGUCGAGAGCGAGGACCUGCUGCGGCUGGCCGAGGAGCUGGUGCACAUGCUGCCGGUCUCGGAGAGCGACUACCAGAUGCUCAAGACCGAGCCGCGGCUUGGGUACACGGAGCGCGUGGCCAUGUGCCUGUACGACCUGGCCUUCCUCGCGCCGCCCGAGGUCAAGCUGUCGAUCCGAAGGAUCCCCGGCCUGUCCGGCAUCGUCUUCCGGCUGGUCAAGCGGCUGGCCAAGGCGAUGCCCGACUUCCGCAGCAACCCCUUCAGCGUCCUCUGCCGUCGGCUCGUCGAGGCGCUGCGGCUCAUCAGUGAUGGGCAGGACAUGUUUGGUGCGCCGCCGCUGCUCGGUCUCGGCUUCGCGUCGGGCCCGGCAGGAGGAUCUCUGCAGUCGGGCUCAGGGUUUGGAUCAAAGGGACAGGUCGGGCUGUUGCUUGACGACGAGGAGGGCGUCGUCGACAUGCUGGCCACCAACGAGCUGGACCCCGUCGUCAUCUCGGAACUGCACGCGCUCUUGGCCCUCGGAUAG
Molecule: messenger RNA, 3825 nt
Organism: Pseudozyma flocculosa PF-1
Lineage: Eukaryota; Fungi; Basidiomycota; Ustilaginomycetes; Ustilaginales; Ustilaginaceae
Exons: 2
Coding region: 1-3825 (1274 amino acids)
Molecular function (GO): DNA binding
Source: RefSeq, a predicted model, not a curated record